CUGUGCUACUAGUACUUGCUUGAUCUGUGCUGAUGUCAUUUAUCUUGUACUCGUGAUUUGAAUUUAUUAUUGUUUUUGACAAAUUCUUCUCAUUUUAUUAAUUUACAUCAGUAUAAACUGUUAAAUAUGAAUCUCCUCACCUAACUAGACUAGAUUAUAGAUUAUCUAUCAUCAAAUAUCAUCUUCAAACAUUAAUAACUUAUAAAAAUUUCAGAGCUAUGGAUCAAGCUAAUACAAAGAAUGCCUCGGAAGGCAUAGUGCCAUUGGGGAUAUCAGCACUGAAUGAUUCACUACUGAACCAGCCAGAGCCUCGAUAUGAAUGCCCGAUAUGCUAUCAUUGGCUAAGAGACCCAGUCAUCACCACCUGUGGACACAAGUUCUGUAGAAGCUGUAUAUUACCUUGGAUCCAGAACAGUGGUCAUUGUCCACUCGAUAACGUAAACUUAAGCAUGAAGGUCGACAUCUUUCCUGACAACUACACCAAGCGGGAGAUAGAAGUUCAGAGACUGAAUUGCCCCAAUAUUAACAAAGGUUGCACAGCAAAAGUCAGUCCCCUGGAGUUCGAAUCGCACAUAGAGUCAUGCGAGUACAAUCAGCCGCAGACGUCCUCGCAGCCCGACGUCCGCGUGCCGUGCUCGUUCCACGGCGUCGGCUGCAAGGAGACAUUUGGCAGCGAAAAUGACAUGAGCGAACAUUUGAAUAACGAUACGCAGAAACAUUUGAGUUACCUGGUGAACGCGUACUCAGAGCUGAAGAUGAACAACGAUAUGUCGAACGCGAACAUAGAUGCCAAAGAGCAGGAGGCGAUGGCGCUGUGGGACGCGCCCGACAAGAACAACCCGCAGGCCUCCACCGCGCCGCUCAACAACACGAGCGCCCUCAUCAGAUCAGUUUUCGAACGAGUAGUAAUACUAGAACAGAGGAAUCGCGAGCAGGCGAUCUGUAUCGCCAACUUGACUAAGAAAGUGGACGCGCUGACGGCACUGACCAAUUAUAACCAUGUGCGAUACUGCAUGGGCAACUAUAUAUGGAAAAUAGAAAACUUCAAGGACAGACUGCAGAAGAUGAUGCAAAACUACAAUAGCAUGCUUUACAGUCCUGCUUUUUAUACAUCGCCCUAUGGAUACCGAUUUUGCGUCCGGCUCAACAUAUCACCGCAGAACCCCAAGUGCUUCGCUCUUCACGUGCACAUGAUGCGCUCAGAAUACGACGACUGCCUCGAGUGGCCGUUCAACGGUCGCAUAUCGGUUGCCAUGAUCAACCAGUACAACUCGGAGCUUACGCAGAAGGACACCAUGAUGUCCAUAUCCCAUCUGAUAGCAUUCCAGAAGCCCACCUCCGACAUUUGCCCCAGAGGAUUCGGGUUCACCGAGUACGCAGUCAUUGGAGAUGUUGUCGAUAACGGUUUUGUAAAGAAUGACACGUUAAUCAUCAAGGUGCAGAUACGAUGUGUAUGACAAAGGGAAUGAUUUUAUUUUUUUAUUUUCAGGAAAUAA
Molecule: messenger RNA, 1496 nt
Organism: Galleria mellonella (greater wax moth)
Lineage: Eukaryota; Metazoa; Arthropoda; Insecta; Lepidoptera; Pyralidae
Gene: Traf6
Product: TNF receptor-associated factor 6
Exons: 8
Coding region: 219-1457 (412 amino acids)
Biological process (GO): positive regulation of JNK cascade; regulation of canonical NF-kappaB signal transduction; regulation of apoptotic process
Cellular component (GO): plasma membrane signaling receptor complex
Molecular function (GO): zinc ion binding; protein binding
Source: RefSeq, a predicted model, not a curated record